AUGAGAUUACCAGCGCUAUUGGCCGGGUGGGCAUGGUGGUUGCUGGUGGUGUGUGCCUGGGAUCUUCUCAACCACCGCCGCCAAUACCGCCAGGGGGAGAAAGUUGACUUGAUUGUCAACAAAGUGGAGCUGGAUCACUCUCAAUUGGAUUACAGCUACUACCUGUUGCCGUUUGUGUGUCCGCCGUCGCAUGACCUCAGUCCGUUGGCGCUCCUGCUUGCUGAAAUCCUUCUGGGGGACCGCAAGUGGGAGCUGGCCUACGACUUGAAGUUUGGCGUCGACAUGCCUUGCAAACGGCUCUGCGACUUUGUAGCCCGUCAAAAAGGGGUCACAAAGGCUACCCAACUCAUCCACGAUGGCUACAUUAUUCAUUGGGAGGUCGAUGGCCUUCCGGGGGCCACCACUUACACCCAGGGCAAGCGAACGUUCUACGCCGCCGGAUUCCCCCUUGGGUUCGAGGCUAAUGGCAAGGCCUACAUCCACAACCACGUUCAGCUUGUGUUCCGCACUCACCGCGAUCAGGCUACAGGGUUGUGGUCGAUUGUCGGGUUCGAAGUAUACCCCAAAUCGGUUCUGAACGAAAAGUGUCCUGGUCUGCGGAAGAACUUUGAGAACUUUGCCCUCCCUCCUACUCGUGACAGUAAAGGGGACGCCAUCCCUGUGGCGGUGACGAUUCCCUGGACGUAUUCCGUGUACUGGCGUGAAGAUAAGCUGAUGGACUAUGAGAACCGCUGGGACCUUUACCAACAGACGCUGGUGAACCGCCGCAACCUGAAGGUUCACUGGAUGCUGUUAUUGCUGUCGCUCACGGUGAUCAUGCUUAUGACGUUGGUGGUGACGGUGGUAGUGCUCUCGAUGGUACACAAGGACAUCAACACCAGCCGUCCCGGAUUACCCCAGUUUGACGAUGGAACCCCGAAACCGUCACCGGCCAAAUGGAGUCAGUUAGCUUCGCAAGUACUCACGCGACCGUGGGCGCCGCUCAUGCUUGCCAUUCUGGUGGCGAUGGGCAUUCAGACGUUAGUCGCCUGCCUCGGAGUCCUCGUCAUCCUUGCAAUCAACUUCUGGUUCUUCGACACUCUGAGAGGAGCGGUAGCGGUGAUCGAGCGCCAUCAAGGACCGAUCCUCACUCUUGCCAUCGUGGUGCUAGUAUUGCUGGGGAUCAUCCUGACCUACGGCGGGGUAUUGUUUUACAAGCUUGUGACCAACCAUCUGCUCAAUACUCCUUACUCCAAACGCAAAAUUAUGGUUCUCUCAAUAUUGUUCGCCGGGGCAUUACCCGCAGUGGUGGUGGCUACGGUGCUCGUACUCAACUUUUUCGUGUGGGCGAAACAGCUGAGUACAGCCCUCCCGUUGGGAACUAUCGUCACCGUACUCUUAUUCCUUGGGUUGGUGCAAAUUCCCCUAGGCAUGGUUGGCGGUUUUUACGCUAAUCGCCAACGAUUUGACCCCAAGUCGUUUCUCACGCUGACCGCUGCCGGCGUCCAAGAAAAGCUGUCGGUGUCAGGGCGGCGCUACAUUUGGAUCACCAACCCGCUUUUCAGCACGGUGGUGUUUGGUUUGUUUCCUUUUAUGCUGAUAUACGUCGAGCUCACCUACGUGUUCCACGCCCUCUGGCUCGAAAAGACUACUUACUACACCUACGGGUUUUUGCUCGUGGCUUUUGUGCUUUUGAUCAUCAUUGUCGCCGAGUGUACCAUUGUGGCGAUCUACACCUCGUUAGCGGUGUAUAACGACCCCAACUGGCAUUGGCUUGCUUAUAGGUGUGGCGCGCUGGUCGGGGUGUACGUGUUUGGCUUUGUCACCUAUUACUUCUUCGCCUACUUGGACGUUCGGGAAUGGGUGAGUGUGCUUGUAUAUUUUAGCUACAUGUUGCUUAUGCUGAUUUGCUUAGGCGUGGCUUGUGGCGCGUUGGGGGUGUUGACGGGGCUUUUCUUCGUCAAGCGAGUGUUUGGGUCGCUCAAGAACGAUUAA
Messenger RNA from Diutina rugosa, 1974 nucleotides. RefSeq lists its product as uncharacterized. Gene Ontology annotation, cellular component: membrane; Golgi apparatus. The coding region runs from base 1 to 1974 and encodes 657 amino acids. The transcript has a single exon. Lineage: Eukaryota; Fungi; Ascomycota; Pichiomycetes; Serinales; Debaryomycetaceae. Gene Ontology annotation, biological process: vacuolar transport; protein localization to membrane. The record is from RefSeq and is a predicted model, not a curated record.